This is a messenger RNA of Lathyrus oleraceus (garden pea), 921 nucleotides long. RefSeq names its product seed biotin-containing protein SBP65. Bases 1 to 921 code for a protein of 306 amino acids. The record is from RefSeq and is a predicted model, not a curated record. The transcript has a single exon. NCBI's taxonomy places the organism in Eukaryota, Viridiplantae, Streptophyta, Magnoliopsida, Fabales, Fabaceae.
AUGGCUUCUGAACAAGUACAUCGUGGAGAAGUAUUCAGUGAGACGUUUGUGGAGAUCGGGGAGAUACAAAUCCAGGAACAAAGAAAUGAAGGAGAGGGUGGUAAUAAUAAUCAGAAACAACAAGAUAUCAGAGAGUUGCAUGGUGAUAGAGGCAAGUCUCAAGAUAAAGCUGCUAAAGGAAAAAAGCAAGACCAAAGAGAAGGAAAAACGAAACCUGUUGUUGUUUGUGAAACUGUAGUUAAAGUUCUUCCACAGAAGGAUAACGAAAGCAACACUGUCGGAAGCUUUGAGAGAGUUCAAGAGAGAGGCAAAGCAAAAAAGCAAGGUGUGUUGGGGGAAACUAAAACACAACACUCAGUAAAAAUGAACAAAAAUAGGGAAAGCAAUGUGUUGGCUACCUAUGCGGAAGUUGUAAAAGGCGAUGAUUCUGCUGCAAGGAGAGUACAAGAACAAAAGCUAGAGGAAACCAUAGUUGAAAAAAGCUUUGAGGGAAAGAAAGAAGAAUCUCAAGUGGGCGUUGUGCAGAAUCUGCAUUCGGUAAAGGAGAAAUUGGAGGUUACUGUUACUGAUUCUGCAGCAAGGAGAGUACAAGAACAAGAGCUAGAUGAAACCAUAGUUGAAAAAGGCUUUGAGGGAAAGAAAGAAGACUCUCAAGUGGGUAUUGUGCAGAAUCUGCAUAUGGUAAAUGAGCCAUUGGAUAGUAAGGUUAGUGAAGGUGGAAGUACUGUGUUGGGAGCUGUAGGUGAAACUGUGCUAGAAAUUGGAGAAAACAUAUUGAAACCAGCUAAGAAAGUGAUAGAAAAGAGUGAAGAGGGAAAAGAGAGUGGUGGAGUGUUGAGUGCCAUAGGUGAAACCGUAGCAGAAAUAGCAGAGACAACUAAGGUUAUUGCUGUUGGAGAUGGAGAAUCAGAACCAAAAUAG